Molecule: messenger RNA, 958 nt
Organism: Saimiri boliviensis boliviensis (Bolivian squirrel monkey)
Lineage: Eukaryota; Metazoa; Chordata; Mammalia; Primates; Cebidae
Gene: SURF2
Product: surfeit 2
Source: RefSeq, a predicted model, not a curated record
CCCGCGCAGAGCCCCGCCCCCGGCUCCACGUGCUGCGAGCGGCGUCCGCGGGGUUACUCCGCCUGUUGGAGGGCCAUGAGCGAGCUGCCCGCCGAGGUGCGGGCCUUCCUGCGCGAGCACCCGAGCCUGCGGCUGCAGCCGGACGCCCGCAAGGUGAGGUGCAUCCUGACGGGUCACGAGCUGCCCUGCCGCCUGCCGGAGCUCCAGGUCUACACCCGCGGCAAGAAGUACCAGCGGCUGGUCCGCGCCUCCCCGGCGUUCGACUAUGCAGAGUUUGAACCGCACAUCGUGCCCAGCACCAAGAACCCGCACCAGUUGUUCUGCAAACUCACCCUGCGGCACAUCAACAAGUGCCCGGAACACGUGCUGCGGCACAUCCAGGGUCGGCGGUACCAGCGAGCUCUGUGUAAAUACGAAGAAUGUCAGAAGCAAGGGCUGGAGUACGUCCCGGCAUGCCUGGUGCACCGGAGGAGAAAGAGGGAAGACCGGAUGGACGGUGAUGGGCCUCACUCGUGGGAAGCCUUCUGGGAGCCCACGUCCAGUGAUGAGGGGGGAGCCCCGAGUGACGACAGCAUGACAGACCUGUACCCACCCGAGCUAUUCACCAGAAAGGACCUUAGAAACACGGAGGACAUGGAUGGCACUGAUGACUUCUUGACAGACGAAGAGGACGAGGAGGCAAAGCCCCCAAAAGAGUCCACUGAUGAAGGCAGGAGGGAGAUGGACGUGGACUCGGGGAUGGACGUGGUCCGGAAGCGCAGGAAGAAACAGUUGGGCUCAUUGAAAAAGAAGUUCAAGAGUCAUCCCCGCAAACCUAAGAGCUUCAGCUCCUGUAAACAGCCAGGUUAAUAAAAGCACGUGCUGAGAAGUUUCGAGAAAGCCUUCAGCUAUUUUCACCCACUCUGUCUCAAGCCACGUGUCCUGUGAAUGAUCAGCUGUCCCUGGUGUCUACCUUGUC